Magnolia sinica is the source of this 2549-nucleotide messenger RNA. RefSeq names its product E3 ubiquitin protein ligase RIN2. The record is from RefSeq and is a predicted model, not a curated record. Gene Ontology annotation, molecular function: ubiquitin binding; ubiquitin protein ligase activity. Gene Ontology annotation, biological process: protein ubiquitination; positive regulation of plant-type hypersensitive response; ubiquitin-dependent protein catabolic process. The transcript has 13 exons. Gene Ontology annotation, cellular component: plasma membrane; cytosol; ubiquitin ligase complex. Lineage: Eukaryota; Viridiplantae; Streptophyta; Magnoliopsida; Magnoliales; Magnoliaceae. The coding region runs from base 310 to 2067 and encodes 585 amino acids.
UUCCUAUUUAUUUAUUCUGAGAAAUCUAACGUCGCGAUUUUAAGAGCCAACACCUCAUUCUGUUCAAAACCCUCCUUCCCUUUUCCUGCAUUCCGCAAAAGCGGAAGAAAAAAAGGAAUAGAAAAUCCAUGGAAGCUUCCUCAAUUCCAAUAUCUUUUCCCAUGGUCGGAUGUUAGUAUCGAUAUCAUGCGGCGUUUGGGUCGCCGCUAUCCCUGGAAAUCGACACGCUGUGUAUUGGUUUUGACCUCACUUCUCGGAUGAUGUUCGUGGGCUGACAUUGAAGGAGUUUUGUGUGUCUUUGAUUUUGAGAUGGGUGUGAAUUAUUUGUCUGCUUCUGCCGUGUGUACGGUGAUAAGCCUCUUGGGGCUCCAGUGGUGGACGGAUUCCGCACUGGACAAGAUCAGAUCAGAUGGAUUGAUCAGUGAGGACAGCAUUCAUUCGGAGAAUGCCACCCGUGUGGUGGAGCUGCUUCUGGGUUCACAGGUUACGGUGGCAUUGGUGGCGAAUUUUGCACUCAAUGUAUUUAUUCUACUCAUCCUAUGUCUUAAGACUGUAUUCUUUGUGCAGCUAUACCCUUCUGAGACUCGGAAAGUGGUGGAACGUCUCGUCAACUAUGUUGUUUACAAGGGAAUGUUUCUCCCGUUGGUGGUGCCUCCUACCAUAUUUCAAGCAGCCUUGUGGUCAACUUGGUUAACAGUUCUUUGUUCCUUAAAGAUGUUUCAAUCAUUGGCAAGAGACCGGCUCGAGCGAUUGAAUGCAUCCCCUUCUGCAACUCCAUGGACAUAUUUUCGUGUUUUUUCUGUCUUAUUGUUGGUUCUCUCUAUUGAUAUAUUUUGGAUAAGGUUGUGUAUGAUAAUAUACAGGGCAUUAGGUUCUAAUAUUCUUCUGCUGUUAUUCUUUGAACCUCUCAGUAUGGCCUUUGAGACGCUACAGGCGAUUAUGAUUCAUGGAUUUCAGCUCCUUGACCUGUGGCACCGCCAUUCAGUGGAUGGCAGUGCAGAUUGCCAACGAUCCCAUCUGUUUGAUAGAUCAUCGGCUGGUUCUUUAUGGGAAUGGAAGGGCAUUCUUCUUCGGAACUUAGGAUUUUUCUUAGACUUGAUGACCUUGCUAAUGGCACUUGGGCAUUACUUGCACAUUUGGUGGCUUCAUGGCAUGGCAUUCCAUUUGGUGGAUGCCGUCCUCUUCCUGACUUUUCGUGCUUUGGUAAGCGCUAUUGUAAAGCGGAUCAAAGGAUUUGUCAAGUUGAGAAUGGCCCUAAGUACACUUCAUGGGGCACUUCCUGAUGCUUCAUCUGAAGAGCUGCGUACAUAUAAUGAUGAAUGUGCCAUUUGUAGAGAACCAAUGGCUAGAGCUAAAAAGCUAGCCUGCAAUCACCUUUUUCAUCUUGCGUGCUUGAAGUCGUGGUUGGAUCAAGGCCUAAACGAGGUGUAUUCAUGCCCGACCUGUCGAAGGCCACUCUUUGUGGGUAGCACUGGAGAUAAUAUGACUUCUCGUGCUGGAGAUCUCUUGAAUGAUGAGCAACUUGCCAGACGAAUAAGUUCAGGGUUGGACCAACAAAGUGCAGCUGGACAUGCCCUUCCUAUUGGUGCAUUUUCUAACCAACAACAGAACCCUACUGACAGUAGUGUGUGGAGAGGAGUCGAUCAAAGUUGGGCGCAUCCUUGGCCAGGCCCAGGAUCGGAUGGUGCCGGUCCAUCUACUGCAAUUAGAUCCGUUGGAUUCGGCAGAGUCCAGAUGAUGAUGAGGCAUCUGACAUCUGUAGGCGAAACCUAUGCCCAUACUGCACUUGAAGAUACUGCUUGGAGCCUUUGGCCCAUGACCCAUCCUCAGGCACCCUCAAGUUCCUCCAUUCCUCCCGUGUUGCCUGCUGCCAGAUACAAUGGAAACAUGGGCGGUUUACGUUUUAGGAGUACUUCACCAUCUGCAAGUGGAAACUUAUCAGGCAUACUUGCCAUGGCAGAAACAGUACGGGAGGUGUUGCCCCACAUCCCAGAUGAAAUAAUUAUUCAGGAUUUGCAACAAACCAACUCAGUAGCUGUUACUGUGAACAAUCUUCUUCACAUGUGACACCCCAAACAUUACCUCGUGGUAUGAAUCUGCAUGCUUGUGAAACUCAAAAGGCAUCUACUGCCCUGUAUAUUCUAAAGCAGCUAGGUGAGGUGUGUAUGCUAGUGGCCCUUGGAUUACUGAAGAUCCAUUAAUCUUCUCUUUGUUUUCUCCGUUUGUCAGAUGCAUUUCGUUCUUCAACAGCGACAAACACCCUAAUUUCUGUACAUAAAAAAGCCAUUUCUUCCCCAAGAAUCAAGGCAGCGAAACUCACAUAUAAUGUUGAGAAUCUAAAUGUCGGUCAUCUUGCGCGAAUACCCCUAGUUUACGCAUUGGAAUGUCUUGAGUUCGAUGAAUUGGAACAGCAGUUUUAAACUAAAGCUUAAAAAUGUGAUGAUAUGUAGCCUAUCUGUAUGUCAUGAAUGUUAAUGUUGCCAAUAAGAUUUUAUAUUAUAUAUAUUCUUAAUGACUGCAUGGACUGAUCCAUCCAUGUCACCGUUUCC